Messenger RNA from Chinchilla lanigera (long-tailed chinchilla), 736 nucleotides. RefSeq names its product late cornified envelope protein 1A. Gene Ontology annotation, biological process: epidermis development. The record is from RefSeq and is a predicted model, not a curated record. NCBI's taxonomy places the organism in Eukaryota, Metazoa, Chordata, Mammalia, Rodentia, Chinchillidae. The transcript has 2 exons. Bases 114 to 446 code for a protein of 110 amino acids.
GCUAGGAUAAAAGGGUCCAGGGACAAAGCAUUUCCAUCCACUCACCUCCUGAGGUAUCCACGAACUCGAACUCUGAGCUCCUUGACUUCGCUCCUGAACCACUACCUACCACGAUGUCCUGCCAGCAGAACCAGCAGCAGUGCCAGCCUCCUCCCAAGUGCACCCCCAAGUGCCCUCCCAAGUGUCCUACACCAAACUGCCCCCCAAAGUGUCCCCCUAAAUGCCCCCCAGUCUCUUCCUGCUGCAGUGUCAGCUCUGGUGGGUGCUGUGGCUCCAGCUCUGGGGGCUGCCACAGCUCCGGGGGUGGUGGCUGCUGCCUGAGCCACCACAGGCCCCGCAGGUCCCACCGCCACAGACACCAGAGCUCUGGCUGCUGCAGCCAGCCCUCCGGGGGCUCCAGCUGCUGUGGCGGGGGCAGUGGCCAGCAGUCUGGAGGCUGCUGCUGAGGAUGAGCCUUAAUCUUGAAGAGCAACAUUCAGGAAAGCAAACUACAGAAUGUAUCAUCUUGUAGGUCUGCCUCAAAGACUGAGAAGUUCCAGGGAAGACAACUUGAGAUUUGUUUAGCCUCCCUUGGUCUAAAAGCUCAUAUCUCCCCUGAUUCCUAUCAGCUGGCUUCGGACUCCAACUUGCAUCUACCCUCCAUGUUUCCUUGUUAAAUAUUCCAACUUCCUCCUUGUUUUACUUCUUACAUUGUGAACCUGACUGAAUAAAACAAUAAAAUAAGAAAUAUGCUUAA